Molecule: messenger RNA, 3093 nt
Organism: Harmonia axyridis
Lineage: Eukaryota; Metazoa; Arthropoda; Insecta; Coleoptera; Coccinellidae
Product: probable serine/threonine-protein kinase ifkC
Exons: 4
Coding region: 287-2023 (578 amino acids)
Biological process (GO): protein phosphorylation
Molecular function (GO): protein kinase activity; ATP binding
Source: RefSeq, a predicted model, not a curated record
AAAAAAAAUUUCACAAUACGAAAAGUCAGUUGUAACUUCCCUGUCAGAUGGCAGUGGCACAGUUUGUGGUUAGAAAUUAGAGAGAAUACUGUGAGCAGUCUUUUAUUACAGUACAUUUUCCAACAAACUUGUUCGAUCUUGUAGGAUUUUAUUCAGUCAGUGAAUUUUGGUACCUGAAUUUUCACUAAACAUUCAUUCUUCUGGACAUCUCAUUAUAUUCACCAUUCAAUAAUCUUUUUCUAGAAUUUUCUUUUCACCUAUCUAAAAUAAAUAUAUAUAUUCAUUUAUGGCAAAAUCGGAUAUGAGUGAUUCUGAAGACAAUGCAAAAGGUUUGGAAGCUGAAUUGAGUUGUGAAACCUCCAGGCAUGAAAUGAAAAAAAAAUCAUCAGAUAUAUCUUCAGAAAGCUCAAAUGAAUCUCUUUGUGUAGCAAACAAGAACACCAACCUUUCAGCUCAUAUCAGCAUCUUCAUUGCCGCAUUAGUGAAAAAUUUAGUUGCAGCAUACGAAAAUGACGGAGUUCAAGUUGAUCUGAAGUACAAAGUCAUUUGUGAUAAGUUAUAUCAAAUGAAAAUGAUUGACGAAAGUUAUCAGAUGAAAGAGUUAGAUAGUAUUUUGGCUCAGUAUCAGUAUGCUCUAUUUCAUCUUUUAACAUCGAAAGGUACACAAAAGCCUUUGUCUCUUCAUCCUGAAUGGCCAGAUGAGAACCUUGCUACUUCUCAUUAUCAUCGUGAGUUUGAAGAGUUAGAAUACAUAGCUGGAGGUGGUUUUGGACAGGUAUAUAAAGUAAGGCAUAAACUGGAUGGUACAGAAUAUGCAGUGAAGAAAAUUGCAAUUCGUUCAGAAGGUUUAGAAUAUGUGAAGAAUUACCUUUCAGAAGUUAAAACAUUUGCCAGUGUUAAUCAUCCCAAUAUAGUUCAAUACAAAGCAGCAUGGCUUGAUAUGGGACUUAGUCAAAACAGUGAUAUACUCACUGAUUAUGAAGAUGAUGAUCAUUAUCUUUCUACAGAAAUAUCUGAUCACAAAUAUCGUCAAGAAUACCAUUUGAGUCAAGAAUAUUUGUAUAACAAUGAGAUAACAACUUCCUUUUCUAAUAAAUUCAACGAAGAUACUUCAGAUUUCGAAAUUGUGUUUGAACAUAGCAUCAAUAAUAUUGAAUCUCAUUGUAAUAGUUCCAGUUGUCUAAAAAAAAAAUCUAAAAGGACAAAGAGGGAUAGUGUAUCAGAGGGAGGCAAUGCGUUGUGCCCAUUGGAUCAAAAAGAAAUUAAUGAAAUCAAAUUACAACAAAAAAUGCAUGAAAAAUGGGCUACCUUAUACAUACAGAUGGCACUGUGCCAAUUAACCUUAAAACAGUGGUUGUCCCAAAGAAAUAGUUUAGAAAAAGUUAUUGAUCCCAUGAAAGCUCUAGUCCCAGUUAAAAUUGUUCAAGAUUCUACAGUGAAAGAAAUUUUAAAACAAUUGUUGGAAGGUUUACAAUACAUUCACUCUAAGAGAAUAGUGCAUCAUGAUAUUAAGCCAAGUAACAUAUUUCUUCAAACUGACAAUGGAAAACUGCUGGUACAGUUAGGUGACUUUGGACUUGCUUGUCCUUUACAAAGUGUUCGUCAUAGCUUGGCCUUCGGUACGAAGUUAUAUGCUGCACCUGAACAGCUUGCUGGCAAAUGUAACCCAAAGAGCGAUAUGUACUCUUUAGGAAUUGUUCUCUUUGAGCUUGUUGAAACAUUCACUACUGACAUGGAACGAAAUAAGUACAUUGAAGAAUUAAAAAAAACAGGAUACCUUCCUCCUCGAAUAGUGAUGCAACAUCCACAAUUUGCCGAAAUUAUAACAAGGCUAGUGAAUAAAUUGCCCCAAAAUCGUCCUAGUGCUUAUGAGUUACUAGAUGAAAUAUCGGAUAGUAACACCUCUACAGAUUCAGAAAUCCAAGAAUUGAAGAGCCAACUUGCAGAAAAAGAUGAAGAAAUUCAACGAUUGAAACAAUUAUUGAUGACUGCUGGAAUAAAAAGCAAGGAAGAGUUAGAUUAAAUAUUAUUUCAUCAGUACAUUCGUAGUUGAUAAAAAUUGUGAUAAAAUCAGUUUGGAUUGUUUUGGCGAAAAGUUUUGUUCAAUUUCCUUGAUGAAAAGUAACAUUUCUAUUCAAAAACAUAAUAAUUUUUAUGUUCAAAACUAUUCAGUUUCUGAAAAAUGCCUAAACCUUCUUAUAAAAAUAUUAAUAUUACUAUUUGAAAUCAAUGAUCUUACAAAUUUUGUUGACUAUUUUGUUAUGGUUAUUCUUGAAAAUUAUUCUCGUUAUGCAUACAUUAGAGAUUUGAGGUUUUGGAAGUCAAUUGCGUAUAUUCAAUCACUUUGCAAUAAUGAUUGAUGCAUUAAUUUUUCACUUAUUUUUUUGAUUGAACUAAAAUAAACUAUAAAUCAGAGGUUUUUUUCUAAUUGAAAAAUCGGUUUUGAACAUUGGUUUGCUAAAUUAUUCCAAUUUUGAUUCAUAUCAUUGUCAUAAAAGGUUUUUAAAUUGUAACUAUCUCGAAUUUUUCGAAAUUUGAAAUCAAGACAUUUGCUUCAUUUUGAUAUUCAUUUCCUUCAUUUUGCCAUUACAAUUAAGCCUGCCUGUAUUAUUUUUGGGAUGGAAAUGAAUAUCACUAGUCAAAUUUCAAAUAGCAUUUGCCAUGAACAAUAUUUUUUUCGUGAUAUUGAUUUGUAGUUCAUCAGUUCAGUAUUAUAGUCAUUUUGUAGGGUGGUUUGUUACAUUCCAAAUGUUUUCAUGUGGACAUAAUUUGCAAAUCACCAUUUUGUGUUUGGAAGAUAUACCAUGUUCCUUAGCUCAAGUUUUUUAUAUUUAUUUAUAGGGAUAUUAUUGGAAAGUUAUGGUUAUCAUUUGCACCCAUAAUUUUUAUCCGAUGAAAUUGUUUUUCACCAGGUUAAAAUAUAGCUUUGAACGAAUGACCAGCCGUAUUGUUCGUUUACAUUGCCAAAUGUAACAGUAUAUUUUGGGUAUAGACAUUGUGAUUUUUAUUGAAUUAACAGUGUUAUACAAUGCCAUGACUGAGUGUGAUAAUUCAUGUUGAAUUGUGAUAAAUAAAUUGAUAAUUUUUUUAGAA